Molecule: messenger RNA, 3823 nt
Organism: Mytilus trossulus (common blue mussel)
Lineage: Eukaryota; Metazoa; Mollusca; Bivalvia; Mytilida; Mytilidae
Product: testis-expressed protein 2-like
Exons: 8
Coding region: 214-3210 (998 amino acids)
Cellular component (GO): endoplasmic reticulum
Molecular function (GO): lipid binding
Source: RefSeq, a predicted model, not a curated record
CUAAAAGAGACAACAUGGAACCAGACCAAUUGCGUAAGGGUGACAACUCUAAUUUAUUAUUGUGUAGCAGAAAGCAAAAUUUCCUGGAACAGUUCAAAGUACAAAAUAUAGACAUUGUCGUUACUAAUGCUGUGAAAAAAGACAUAAUAUAGUACUCAAACAUAUAUCUGGACAACAUGUACUUUCUCUGAUUAAAAACAACCAACUAACAACAUGAGUUUUAAAAGAGAAGUACCAGCUCGACCACCACCACCAACAAAAGGCUUGGGUAAAAAGACUGAUUCUACACCUGCCAUGAAAUUCAGUUUUAAGUCGUUAGAAGAAGAUGAAGAUGAUGAGGAAGAUUUGACGACUAUGACGGGAGAAUUGACGAAGAAAGUGGAAUCUGACAAACUAAAAAAAGAUAACAAACCUCCUGACUCUCCAAAUAAAAUUUCUACAGAAAAGAAAAGUCGUGAAGAAAGUGACAAACCUUCUGAGGAUAAAAAAAGAUUCAUAAAAAAAGAAGUAGGUGAAGCAAAAAAAGUUGUUGCUUCACAGAGGAGUUUGGAUAGCCCUUCUCAUAUUAGUGCUAACACUACUACGGCUGAACCCAUCCCAAUUAGAUCCUCAAGUGCAGACAAACUGCAGAAAUAUUCAAAAUCUGUUGAAGAAGAGGGCUCUGCGAUGUCCUGGCUGAAACAGAAUGUGGCUGAAAUUUCUUCUGCUGUGAAAGAUAAAGCUGAAAGGGCAAGGAAAAAAAUUGAAGAAUUAUCUGAAAAUAUCGGGAAAGAUGAAGAUGAAAAAGUAAAAGUAAAAGAAAUGAAGGCAAUAAAUACUGACACAAGUAAAACAGUUGAAAGAACGGGAGACACUCAACAUACAGUGAAAAAAGAAACAGUCGAACAGCUUAAGCAUGUUAAGUCAACUCCUGACAAAGUUCUGGAGGAAUGCACUGAUGUUUUUGAAGGGAAGUCACAUUCUGAUACUGAAAUAGAAACAGUGGAAGUUGAAGAAUUCAAUAUUGUAGAUGACUUUUAUUCAAAUGAACCGAUUGAAGAUUUUACAGGGGUACCUUCUGUCACAAGUAGCCACAAUACUUUUGAAACAAAGAAGCCAAAAACUUCUUUGAAGCGAAGAUUAGUGAAAAGCAAAGUUCCAAAAUUUACUUCCCCUGUAGCGAUGUCAAAAUUAUCCAAAGAUAAGGUAGAUGAGUUAGAAGAGGCAACAUUUUAUAAUGCUGCUGAUGAAACAGUUACAGUAAAACCUCAGUCACAUUCGUCAAAAUUACAGGGUGUAGCAGAAAGUGUAGAAAAACAUGUUCCAACAAAAAAAUUCCUGAUUGUGAUUGGUAUUAUGUUUUUGUAUAUUGUCCUUCCCCUGCCGUCAUAUAUUUCUGGAAUGGUAUUAGGAAGUUUUAUUGCUUCUCUUGGGUGGAUUUCUUAUAUAUUUUUAACAAAGCCAAGUAUGCCUAAAGAUUCCCCCAAGAUAAUUCCAGUCAAAGAUUUGCAGCCGAUGACAGAGCCUAAUUUGAAGGAUGUUAGCCUUGCUGAUGGUGUUACAGUACAUAAGGGUUGGAUGAAUGAAAUAGCAGAUUAUAAUCAAGAAAACUAUCAUAUUAACAAUACACAUUCAGUUCAUGUCACUUUAGAUGGUGUUACAUUACGUCUAAGAUUUCCUAAAACUAAUAUUGCUAAGAGAGCUAUGUGGGAUGAAGAACCUCCCAAAAAUAUUGAAUAUAUUCAUCAGAGAAUUUUUAACCUUGAAGGAAGCAGGGUCUUCCUAAUGCCUCCUGGUCUUGUGAAAAAAAGAAUUUGGAGUAAAAAAUACCCAAUAUGCAUUGCUUUGAAGAAACCAGGUAGUAAAGUAAAUGAAUCUUUGCCUGAGUCGGACCAAGGUUUUGAAAUCAUAAGUGAAGAUAAGUGUGGUCCCAGCAUCCUGUAUUUAUUUGCAAGGACUUGUCAUGAAAAGGAAGAGUGGUUCAAAAAGAUUGACGCUGCAUGUAAAGGAACUCCGUUAAAGCUUCAUUUAGAAGUCAUUAAGCAAUAUUUUCUCCAAAAAGGUUCCUCUAAAACACAAAAUGUUUCAGCAUCGUCCACAGAGGCUCAACAUAAGCGUUCAAGUUCUGAGGGGACACCUCAACAUAAGCGCCACGGGUCAACAGAUUCUAUAAGUUCAACUGGUUCAUCUUCACCAAUGAAUGAGCAAGGCGAAACAGAAUCUGCUCCCUUUAGUAUGGAAGAAUUUGUUUCUUAUAUGGGUAGAUGUAUGCCUAGGGAAUAUUAUACUGACUUUAUAAUCAAUAAAAAAAGUGUAGGAAACAUUAUUGACUGUGAAACUCAAUUACUUUGGGUAAAUGCUAUGAUUUCCAGAUGUUCAUGGGAUUUUCUUCAUCAGAAAUACUGGGCUGAUAAAGUAAUGGACAAGUUGCAAAAGAAACUAGAUAAAAUACAUAUCCCAUAUUUUAUAGAAGCAUUUAAAAUCACAGAUAUAAAUCUUGGAUCAGAAAUGCCAGUGAUACGCAGGGCUGGUAAGCCAUUCCUGAAUAAUCAAGGAUUCUGGGUAGAUUUAGACAUAAACUAUGGAGGUGGCUUUAAAAUGACAAUUGAGACUAAAGUAAACUUAAUGAAACUGAAGAAAGCUGCUAAAGAUUCCACAGAGUCCAGAAAACCUCAUUCAAAAUCUGCAGUAACUGACGAGGAAGAAGAAGACAGCGCUGAAUCUUCAACUGAUGAAGAAGAAGAAGUAGCUUCUCAAGGAAGUGAAGAAAGUGGAGGUGGUAAACGUAGAUUUAUGAGAUAUUUAAAGAAGAUCACAGAUUCUAAGUAUUUCCAAUCAGCCACAGAAAUGAAGUAUGUUAAGAAAGCAAUGGAAGAGGUGUCCAAUACACCCUUGGUCCUUACAGUAGAGUUACGGUUCCUGUCGGGAGUAUUAGCUAUCAACAUUCCUCCCCCACCUACUGACAGAAUAUGGUAUGGAUUUAGAGGAAACCCCAAAUUAACUUUAGUUGCAAAACCCAAAGUUGGUGAGAGGAGAGUUACUGUCUCGCAUAUAACAGAAUUUAUAGAGAAAAAAUUAUCUAUUGAAUUUCAGCGAGUCUUGGUCAUGCCAAACCUAGAUGAUUUAGUUAUCCCAAUACUGUUCCCAGAAUACGAUACUGACACAGUGCCUGUUGUUCCUAAGCCUCCUUCAACUGCAUCCCUGUCUUCACAAACUGGUUCCCCUGUGUAAUAAUGUCAGCAAGUCACAGUAGUGCCUAAAUUCAGAGAUCAGCGCCAUUUAUGUUACCAUGGAAAUCCAAAGCUUAAUGCACUGACAACCUAAUGAUUGUAGCUUCCUAAUGUUUGUUAUUGUAGUGUUUUUGUACAACUUUAAUAUUGUUAACUGCUGAGUAGCUUUUUUACAAUCAUUUAUAAACACAUUCUUCAAAUAUCAAUAACAUCAACAUUAGAAUUUUUUUUAAAGUGCAGUUCUGUCACUAGGCAGAAUAUGAUGAAUAUUUUAAUUUCUGUGCAUCUGCAUGUGAAGGAUUUUUUUAAGUUUAAGAAUAAAAACCUCAAACUUGAGUGUUUUCAUAUAGAAACUGAAAAUGUAAAAUAUGUCAAAGUAUAUUUUUAUCUGUCUUUAUUGAAUGAUGCUUAAGAGAUUUUAAAGCAGACGGGACAUUAUUGGGCUUAUUUUUUAUCUGUUUCGCCUCCAAUAAAUACUGUGAAAUAUUUCAAGUUGUUGCAUAAACCUGUGUGAAAAUGAAAGAGAAUUAUUAUUGUUAAGUUUGUCUCAUAAAGUAUUAACAGUUUCACCACUGAUAAGCCAAAAUUAUAGAGAAUUUAGUGAAAGUUUACAA